AUGGUGUUAUCCUUUUAUGGGUUGCUUGAAGCCGCUCUUCUAAUCCUUAAUGGAAUCGCGGUCCUUCAUCGUGACCGUUUCUUGAAAAAGUACGGCUUAGCUGCCCCCGUACAUUCAUUCGAUAGUCAGCCUACUGUGAAGACACAAUUGAUAAAUUUAAUUUUAGCCGUACAAACUGUGAUGAGAAUGCCGUUAAUCGCUAUAAAUCUUGUUGUGAUCGCGUUCAAGCUUGUAUUGGAUUUUUAA
This is a messenger RNA of Auanema sp. JU1783, 246 nucleotides long. The record is from the annotation of a GenBank genome assembly. Lineage: Eukaryota; Metazoa; Nematoda; Chromadorea; Rhabditida; Rhabditidae.